Messenger RNA from Cuscuta epithymum, 2259 nucleotides. NCBI's taxonomy places the organism in Eukaryota, Viridiplantae, Streptophyta, Magnoliopsida, Solanales, Convolvulaceae. The record is from the annotation of a GenBank genome assembly.
AGCGUGCAUGCCCUUUCUGCUCUCCCUCCCUCACCUCAUCUGAUCUCAUCUUCUUCCAUCAAUUCUUGAGAGAGGGAGACACCCAUUGCCCCCGGCCGGCCGUUCCAUGCACGUUACAAACUUCUAAUUCCCCGGCCAAAAAAUUUAAAGAUCCGGUGGGUGAUUACCAAUCGUCAAGGGAUUAUUAUUAAUUAUUCAAUGUACGCACUAUAAUAAGAUUAUUAGCUAGCUUCCAUCAGAGGACAUCUUCUUUGUCUUCAAAUAUACAUCCAAUUUAUUAGCUUGUAGUAUUCAUCUGAGAAUUAUUACCUUCGGAAAAAAUGGGUGCUUGUGUGUCGACUCAAUCCCAAAUGAUUGGGAUGAGGAAGAAGCGCCUCUUCAAGCGGCGGCGUGGGAAGGCGGCCAUUCGGGCUGCUGGGGAUGGGGUAACUGAUUUUUCUGUCAGUGAAUUUGUUCAUACCACCACCACAACCUGUCGACGAUCCGCCGUGUCUAACUCCACCUUCCACCUCACUCAGCGACAAUGGCAGCAUACCCAAAAAGGUUCUAAUGUGAUUAACCAAGAAGAGGCAUGGUUUGACACUUCUAGCAUUCUGGAUUCUGAAUCAGAUGAGGACUUCAGUAGUGUUUAUGGAGAUUUUUUCCCAGGCAGGCUAAGUGGGCAAGUGGUACAGUAUGAAAUCCAUGAAAGAUAUCUAAAGCUGGAUGUGAGUAAAACAGAAAACAAACUCACAGGGAGAGAUAUCAAGGAGCCAAUAGGACUUGCCCUUUUAACUGCCACACGCUACGGACCGAAAAAAUUGGACCGCGGUUAUGGAAGCUUCAAUUCUUUGAAAUCUGAUCCAGCAGGCGAAAACGGCUUCAAAGCUGUGUUGCCUAAGUUGGGCGCUUCUUUUAGCUUCAAUGACAAAAUCAUUAGUGCAUCCAAUGUUGGAAUUUGCUCUCAAACUAGGAAAUCCACUGUCAUAAGGUUAUCUGUAACCAGGACACAGGUUGAUGGACAUGAGGCAGAUAUUCUUUGUUCACCAAAAAAAUACCUUUACCGUCCAAGAGCUGGGCUUUUAAUUCCUCGUUGUACUGAAGAGAAAGCGAGCUCAGGAACUUGGUCUGCAAUUCAACCCUCAAAUUUUAAGCUCCGGGCUGAGAGUUAUUUUGUAGACAAGAAGAAAUUACCUGCCCCAACCUUUUGUCCUUAUACUCCUAUUGGAGUUGAUCUAUUUGUGUGUCCAAGAAAGAUCAACCACAUUGCACAGUACCUUGAACUUCCUUCUGCAAUCACAGAUGAAAACCUUCCUUCUUUACUCAUUGUUAACAUUCAGCUGCCUUCAUAUCCACCUGCAAUGUUUCUCGGAGAUUGUGAUGGGGAGGGAUUGAGCCUUGUGUUGUAUUUCAAACUUUCUGAAGGUUAUGAGAAAGAAAUAUCCCCUCAAUUUCAAGACAGCAUUAAGAGAUUAGUUAAAGAUGAAAUGGAAAAGGUUAAAGGAUUUGCAAAAGAUUCAAUGGUUUCGUAUAGAGAAAGGUUGAAGAUAAUGGUUGGAGUGGUAAAUCCUGAUGGUCUUGUAUCAAAUUCAACAGAGAGGAAACUUCUAAAUGCAUACAACGAAAAGCCUGUGCUUUCCCGCCCUCAACACAACUUCUACCAGGGUUCGAAUUACUUUGAGAUUGAUUUGGACAUCCACCGCUUCAGUUUCAUUGCAAGAAAGGGACUUGAUGCAUUCAGAGAACGCUUAAAAGACGGAAUUCUGGAUCUUGGUUUGACAAUCCAGGCGCAAAAACAGGAAGAGUUGCCUGAGAAAGUGUUGUGCUGUUUAAGAUUAAACAAGAUCGAUUUCGCAGAUAAGGGGAAAAUCCCAACACUGAUGAGGGUAGAGGAUAAUGAGACUUCCCAGAGCGGCAUUCGUGGACUGCUAACAGAUGCAUGAGGAAAUAUAUGUGAUUAUAUCUUAGCAUUAAAAAUGAGUUUGAUACUGCAAAGUACCCAAGGAUGCAAGCAAGCAAUUACAUUCUUCUUCCUCGCUAACAUGUAUAAAUUGUAAAGUUAAAAAGUUAAAUUAAAAAAAAAAAGAAUUGUUAUAUUAUCAUGUCAUAGGAUCAGGUCAUGGAAUAUUGUAAAUUGUGAUGAAUUCCAUGUAAAAAAAUCCACUAAUUUUGAGUUUAAUGAUUAUUUAAUUUGUUCACCUUUAUUCACUCAAUAAUCAUUAUGUAUAGAAUAUAGAUUUGGCGCUACAGAGAUAUUUACUUCAUCUUUACGGAAACAAA